AUGACUACAAAUCCCAGAAAAGGUACCGACCCGGUGCCUAUGGAAGAAAGUGACCAGCUGACUAUAAGACCCUUGGGUGCUGGUCAGGAAGUUGGCAGGUCCUGCAUCAUGUUGGAGUUCAAAGGGAAGAAAAUUAUGCUGGACUGUGGCAUACACCCGGGCUUGUCAGGGAUGGAUGCUCUACCUUUUGUGGACCUCAUUGAGGCUGAUGAAGUGGAUCUCCUACUGAUUUCUCAUUUCCACUUGGACCACAGCGGAGCUCUACCGUGGUUCCUAACGAAGACAUCAUUCAAGGGCCGAGUAUUCAUGACACAUGCUACGAAAGCCAUCUACAGGUGGCUUGUUUCCGAUUAUAUUAAAGUUAGUAAUAUAUCAACAGAACAGAUGCUGUACACAGAGUCAGAUUUAGAAGGUUCCAUGGACCGCAUUGAGACCAUCAACUUCCAUGAGGAGAAGGAUGUGCGAGGAGUCAGGUUCUGGGCAUACAACGCGGGCCACGUGUUGGGGGCCGCCAUGUUCAUGAUCGAGAUUGCAGGCGUUAAGAUUCUAUACACAGGAGAUUUUUCAAGACAAGAGGACAGACAUUUAAUGGCGGCGGAGAUACCAACAGUACAUCCCGAUGUUCUAAUUACGGAGUCGACAUACGGCACCCACAUCCACGAGAAGCGCGAGGAGCGUGAGAGCAGGUUCACGGGCCUCGUCAGUGAGAUAGUACAGCGCGGCGGGCGGUGCCUCAUUCCAGUGUUCGCGCUCGGCCGAGCUCAGGAACUACUGCUCAUACUCGACGAGUACUGGUCUCUCCACCCGGAACUGCAAGACAUCCCCAUCUACUACGCGUCGAGUCUGGCCAAGAAGUGUAUGGCGGUGUACCAGACGUACGUCAACGCCAUGAACGACCGUAUCCGACGACAGAUCGCCAUUAACAACCCCUUCGUCUUCAGACAUAUCUCCAAUUUAAAGGGCAUAGAUCACUUCGAGGACAUAGGCCCCUGUGUAAUCAUGGCGUCGCCCGGUAUGAUGCAGAGCGGCCUCUCGCGCGAGCUCUUUGAGUCUUGGUGCACAGAUCCUAAGAACGGAGUCAUCAUUGCUGGUUACUGUGUGGAAGGCACGUUGGCUAAGACGAUCCUGUCCGAGCCGGAGGAGAUUACAUCCAUGUCUGGUCAGAAGCUGCCGCUGAAGAUGUCGGUGGACUACAUCUCAUUCUCCGCGCACACUGACUACCAACAGACAUCUGAGUUCAUCAAUAUAUUGAAGCCGCCGCAUGUGGUGUUGGUGCACGGCGAGCAGAACGAGAUGUCCCGUCUGAAGGCGGCCCUGCAGCGCGAGCACCGCGGCCGCCUGCACAUACACACGCCGCGGAACACGCAGCUGCUGCAGCUCACCUUCCGCGGGGACAAGACCGCCAAGGUGAUGGGUUCCCUUGCGAUGGACAAGCCGGAGCCAGGCACACAGCUACAGGGGAUCCUGGUGAAGAGAAACUUCAACUACCACAUACUCGCACCCUCAGACCUCAACAAGUACACGGAGUUGACCCAGUCGGAAGUGACGCAGCGCCAGUCGAUCCACUACAGCGGGUCGCUGGGCCUGCUGCGCCACGUCGUCAUGCAGCUGGCGGGCGCCAUCGACUUCCUCUCCGAGACCAGGUGGCGGGUCUACUCCUGCGUAGACCUCACGCUCGAGAAUAACAUGAUCACUCUCGAGUGGGUGGCGCAGCCAGUGUCGGACAUGUUCGCGGACGCGCUGGUGGCGGCCAUACUGUCGGCGUCCGCGCUGGCCGCGCCCAGGCAUCUACCGCUCGCGCCCAAACUGGACCGCAUGCACUUCAAGGAGUGUGUGAUAGAGAUGUUGCAAGAAAUGUUUGGAGACGACGCCGUACCGAAGAUGUUCAAGGGAGACAAGCUGUACGUCAGCGUCGACGACAAGAGGGCCGACAUAGACCUACUCACUAUGGAGGUGAAAUGUCCGUCGGACCCCACCCUGGAGCGUACAGUACAAAGCGCGGUGAGCAAGCUGUACGCGGCGCUGGCGCCGGUGAAGCCCCCGCCCGCCGCGCCGACCUCGUGA
Messenger RNA from Spodoptera littoralis (African cotton leafworm), 2064 nucleotides. Lineage: Eukaryota; Metazoa; Arthropoda; Insecta; Lepidoptera; Noctuidae. The record is from the annotation of a GenBank genome assembly.